Molecule: messenger RNA, 1083 nt
Organism: Pseudovirgaria hyperparasitica
Lineage: Eukaryota; Fungi; Ascomycota; Dothideomycetes; Acrospermales; Acrospermaceae
Product: GroES-like protein
Exons: 11
Coding region: 1-1083 (360 amino acids)
Molecular function (GO): oxidoreductase activity
Source: RefSeq, a predicted model, not a curated record
AUGGCUGAAGUCGAGAUCCCAAAGACCCACAAAGCUUGCGUGUAUGAUAAGCCAGGUUCCAUCUCAGCUGUAGUGCAGGAUGUCGAGACGCCAACGCCAGGCGCGGGAGAGGUGCUCAUCAAACUAACACAUUCCGGCGUCUGCCAUUCCGAUUUGGGUGUCAUGACGAACACUUGGGUGUCAUUGCCGUACCCUACGCAGCCUGGACAGAUUGGGGGCCACGAGGGCGUUGGUACAGUGGUCGCGAUGGGACCCGGAACAGAACUCUCCGCGAUCAAGGUCGGCCAGCGGGUAGGCAUCAAAUGGAUCAGUGCGACCUGUGGGUCAUGCUUUCCUUGUCUUGAGGGCCAUGAUGGUGUUUGCUUCAACCAGAAAGUCAGUGGAUACUACACCCCUGGAACCUUUCAGCAGUAUGCAAUUGGACCUGCGAACUAUGUCACUCCUAUUCCAGACGGUCUUGAUUCUGCUGAUGCAGCCCCUAUGCUUUGUGCGGGAGUAACAAGCUACUCAGCACUCCGCAAGAGCGGUGCUUUGAGCGGACAGUUUGUGGUACUCCUUGGUGCAGGUGGUGGUCUCGGCCAUCUUGCAGCUCAACUCUCCUCUAAAGGCAUGGCGCACAGAGUCAUCGGCGUAGACUCCAAGUCCAAGAAAGAUCUCGUCCUCAGCUCCGGGGCAGAGCACUUCAUAGCUCUCGAAGAUACUCCAGAUAUCCCCGAAGCCGUCAAGAAACUUACAGGUGGUCUUGGAGCCCAUGCUGUUCUCGUUCUCACUGCUGCCAAUCCGGCUUAUGCUUCUGCCGUUGAUAUGCUCCGUUUCGGUGGUCGCUUGGUGUGUGUCGGUAUUCCUGAGGGUGAACCAGUACCUAUCAAGGGCGCUCUGCCUCAGAUUCUGGUUGCAAAGGCACUGAGCAUUGUUGGUGUUGCAGUUGGAGAUCGCAAGGAGGCCAUUGAGUGUUUGGACCUUGCCGCCCGAGGCAUUGUGAAGGUACACUAUAGGACUGAGAAGAUGGACAAGUUGACUGAAGUCUUCGAGCAGAUGCACAAGGGCGAACUUCAAGGUCGUGUCGUGCUCGAUCUCUCGUAA